Messenger RNA from Tuber aestivum (summer truffle), 898 nucleotides. NCBI's taxonomy places the organism in Eukaryota, Fungi, Ascomycota, Pezizomycetes, Pezizales, Tuberaceae. The record is from the annotation of a GenBank genome assembly.
AACCCCCGAUGCCCCAAACCCCCAUCCUAAUCUCAAUUAGCGGCGGUGAGGCCGCCGGCAAAAAAGCCGUUCAAGCGGGACUAAAGUCCCGACUACUAUCCUUGAAUAGCGGACUCAAGAUAUUAACACUGCAGAUGGCGGACUACGCCCUCCCACACUCCCCGCCCCUGGCGGGUGCGGAAGGGGUGAAAGGGUUCGAUCUGGAACGGUUAGCGGGAGAAUUAGAGGGUAUCGUUAGCGGGGAAGCGGAUGCGGAUGUGGUCAUUGUGGAGGGACGGUACAUGCUUUGUUCUCAGCGGUUGGUGAGGGUUGCCAGUGUAAAGGUUUGUUGUGACUUCCGAUCUACAAUCAUGAAUGAAGGGAGCGCGCGUGCGGGGGGGGGGGAGAGGCUGAUAGGGGAUAGAUAUUCGUCGACUGCGAUCCGGACGUUAGGCUUUCGCGGAAGGGUUCUCACUCCACUUACACUGACUUCCUACUGUGUGAUUGCCCGGCUGAUUUGGUGUAGUUAUCCGUGAGUCGGGAACGCAAUCCCUUGAUCGCAUUCUUGACGAGUACGUUCGCUAUAGCAAGCCUGCUUUUGAGCAGGCCAUUCUCCCCACAAAGCCUAUUUCGGAUAUCAUCCUCCCCGCAGGUGGGGAGGGGCCUGGGCUCGACCUUAUCGCCCAUGGCGUCAUGGACGACAUCAAGCGGAGGAGGGGCCGGCAAAGUUUGCCCGGGAUACUGGCCAGUGUUUCGCACUCGCAGUUGCCGUUGACGUUGAGUGAGGUGGAUUUGACAACGGGAGCGCCGAGUUAUUAUCAAACUGUGUAAUGGGGAAAUAGAUGUUUGGCUCUUCGUUAGUUUGCGGAUGUAGUCGUCAAUUUAUAGGUAUUUGGCUCCUGUGCUCAAAUUGAUGAUA